Molecule: messenger RNA, 525 nt
Organism: Triticum turgidum subsp. durum (durum wheat)
Lineage: Eukaryota; Viridiplantae; Streptophyta; Magnoliopsida; Poales; Poaceae
Source: the annotation of a GenBank genome assembly
AUGUUUUGGAAUGUAAAUAUUUCUUAUGCUGCCCUUCGAACGCAGGUUUAUAUGUUGAAGGCCGAAGGUAUUGCAUUCCGCUUCUUACCUGACCCACUUCAAAUAAAGAAUGCACUGCAGUUGAAAUCUGGCUUAACUGGUUUCGAUGGUGUCCCCGUUUUUCAGUCAGAUCUAUUGGUCGUUAAGAAACAGAAGAAGCGCUAUUGUCCAGUAUACUUUCAAAAGGAGGACAUAGAAAGAGAGCUUAGAAAGGCGUCUAAAUCUUCGAAAGGAUCAGCCUUAUCUAAGCAAAUUAUGGUUGGUAGUUUGGAGGAUGUCUUGAAGAAAAUGGAGAUUAAUGACAGAAAUUCUGGUUGGGAUGACUUAAUCUUCAUACCACCUGGAAAGAGCCUCAACCAACAUAUCAAUGAGGUGAUCAAAUGCGGUGGCUUACCACGAUCGUGGGCCCCAUUGCAAAGAGCAGAGUUCAGAGAAGUGAUGUCAACAGGGGAAGGUCGUGGUCACAGACGUAUUUUCUGCUACUAG